AUGGCCGCGGUUUUGAUGAACCGACCUGAUUCUUAUGAUGGUAUGUUGGUACUCGAUCACACAAUUGACAACAAAGGAUGCAGGGUUGUGAAAGUGGAUUGCGUUCCCACUGCGGCUGAUGAAAACGCUACCGUAUUCAUAAACGGAGAAACUGCUGUAGCUAUUGGUAUUGGAUCGCACUUGACGAAUUUCUCAUGCAACCGUGACGGUAAAUGGAUUAUCGGUGAUGGAGUUUUGGUCAACAAUGUGUCUUGUUCAGUACAACGUGAGUUGAUUGAGCAGUUUUUUGUUAUUUCUACUCAACGAUGGUAG
This is a messenger RNA of Haemonchus placei, 312 nucleotides long. The record is from the annotation of a GenBank genome assembly. NCBI's taxonomy places the organism in Eukaryota, Metazoa, Nematoda, Chromadorea, Rhabditida, Trichostrongylidae.